AUGAGCGCCGCCAGUAGCAGACAGCGACAGACCCAGUCGAAGCGUGAUGAGGCCAUCCGCCGCAAGAUGGAGGCUGACCUCAACAAGAAGAGGAACGCUCCGGCCAAAUCAAGAAGCUCCCGCAAAGCCCCUCCCGGCACCGUGCUCGCCCUUAAGCCCAGCCAGGCUCUCCAAAUCAAACCUGCGCUGAGCAUCGCCGAAGCCGCCCAGCUUAUGGCCGCCAAGAGAGAAGACUGUGUGUUGGUCACCGACGACAAUGAGCGCAUCGCAGGUAUCUUCACCGCUAAGGACCUGGCUUUCCGCGUUAUCGGAAUGGGCUUGAAGGCGCGAGAGGUCUCCGUCGCCGAGAUCAUGACGAAAAACCCGCUUUGCGCCAGAACUGACACCAGCGCUACCGAUGCGCUCGAUCUGAUGGUGCGGAAAGGAUUCAGACAUCUGCCAGUCAUGGAUGAGAACCAAGACAUUUCCGGUGUUUUGGAUAUCACCAAGUGCUUCUAUGAUGCUAUGGAGAAAUUGGAACGUGCGUACAGCUCUUCCCGCAAGCUGUACGAUGCGCUGGAGGGUGUGCAGACAGAGCUUGGCUCUAGUCAGCCCCAACAGGUGAUUCAAUACGUUGAAGCCCUGCGAUCCAAGAUGUCUGGUCCGACUCUGGAGACCGUUUUGGACGGUAUGCCCCCGGUCACCGUCUCUGUCCGCACCACUGUGAAGGACGCUGCGGCCCUUAUGAAGGAGCACCACACCACCGCCUUGUUGGUCCAAGACCAAGGCUCCAUCACGGGUAUCUUCACUAGCAAAGAUAUCGUUCUUCGUGUCAUCGCGCCUGGUCUCGACCCUGCCACGUGCAGUGUCGUUCGCGUCAUGACUCCUCACCCCGACUUUGCUCCCUCAGACAUGAGCAUUCAAGCCGCUCUUCGCAAGAUGCACGAUGGUCACUAUCUUAACCUCCCCGUGAUGAACGAGGGCGGUGAAAUUGUUGGCAUGGUCGAUGUCUUGAAGCUCACAUAUGCUACCCUCGAACAGAUCAACACGAUGUCAACCCAAGACGACGAGGGACCCGCAUGGAACAAGUUCUGGCUGUCAAUGGACCACGAAUCCGACUCUAUGGUCUCUGGUAGCCAGAGUCAGCAGCCGCACACUCCCCAUCGCUCUGUGAUGAGCCCCGAUAUGACUCGUUCGGGCUACGACAACAGUCUUCUCCCCAACGACUCAGCAUCCCACCACGGCGAUGAGCACUCUGAGAUUGCUUCUCAGCACCACACAGAGCCGGCCGCUCCUACUCCGUUCCCCUUCAAGUUCAAGGCCCCAAGUGGCCGUGUGCACCGUGUCAAUGUACUCACCACCAACGGUGUCACCGACCUUGUAUCGCAGGUGACAGCGAAGCUUGGCAAGGAAGUCGAGGCCGUUGGCGGAGAGGCUACUGUCCAAGAUGGUACACUGAGCAACACUGGGUACGCGCUCAGCUAUAUGGACAAUGAGGGUGACACGGUCUCCAUUACCACUGACCAAGACAUGACCGAUGCCAUUGAUCUGGCACGCCACACGCACCGGGACAAGGUUGAUCUCUUUGUCCAUGAUCCUACCCAACCCCCUAUUCCUGCCACUGUCGAGCCUCAGCCGGUCAAAAUCAUGACCCCUGUUGAGGAGCAAAGUACAUUCGAGGAACCUGCACCAGAGGAGAUGCCUUCCCCCGUGAAGGCACGCCCGCAACAACAGGCCGCUCCCUCUCACCUCCCCGAUGAGCAAUUGAUCGCUGGUGUUCCCAAUGACUUGCUGCUUCCCGGUGCCAUUGUGACACUCGCCGCAGUCAUUGCGGGUGUGUUCAUCCUCAGCCGCCCCAGUGGCCGUUAA
Penicillium salamii is the source of this 1848-nucleotide messenger RNA. NCBI's taxonomy places the organism in Eukaryota, Fungi, Ascomycota, Eurotiomycetes, Eurotiales, Aspergillaceae. The record is from the annotation of a GenBank genome assembly.